Molecule: messenger RNA, 885 nt
Organism: Verticillium alfalfae VaMs.102
Lineage: Eukaryota; Fungi; Ascomycota; Sordariomycetes; Glomerellales; Plectosphaerellaceae
Exons: 2
Coding region: 1-885 (294 amino acids)
Biological process (GO): transmembrane transport
Molecular function (GO): transmembrane transporter activity
Source: RefSeq, a predicted model, not a curated record
AUGGCUUCGCCGCCGGAAACCACACCCGUCGAGGUCAAGCCGACCCAAGUACACGCCCAACCUCAACCACAGCCGCAGCUGGAGAAGAGCGACGACACCACCUCGACAGAGGUGCCCACCCACGACCCCAUUGAUGAGAAGGCAUCAGUCGAUAGAGAUAGAGCCUUUGAUGAAAAGACACUCGACGACGGCGCAGCGGAGAAGCCCGUCGAGAAAAGUCAAGAUGAGCCAGCCGCGGAUGCAAACGCCAACGGCUCCGUCGAAGAUGAAUCCAUCUACCCCAAAGGCCUCAAGCUCACGCUCAUUCUCACUUCACUGUGCCUCGCGGUUUUCCUCGUCGCCCUCGACCAGACAAUCAUCGCCCCGGCCCUGGGCGCCAUCACGGCGCAGUACAACUCGGUCGGCGACAUCGGCUGGUACGGCUCUGCCUACCUCUUGACCACGACAGCGCUGCAGCCCCUCUAUGGUGCCAUUUAUAAGCAUUUCAACGUCAAGAUCGCCUUUCUCAUCGCCAUCUUCAUUUUUGAGGGUCGGCAGCGUCGUCACCGCUGCCGCGCCCACCUCGACCGCUUUCAUCAUCGGUCGUGCGGGUUGCUGGCAUCGGCACAGCUGACGGGGCUCAUGGACGGCGUCCGCAAGAACGUGCCGGGCAUCGAGCCGCGCAUCUUCAUCAACUCUGGAGCUGAUCAGGUGCGGGAGCUUCUCGAGAGAUUGGGAAGGGAGGAUGCGCUGGGUGACGUUCUCGAUGCGUACAUGGUCGGACUCCGGGAUACGUUCUACGUCACUCUCGCGUGUGCGGCUGUUGCUUUUGUGGCGUGCGCUGGUUUGGAGUGGAAGAGCGUCAAGAAGGAUGGAAAGGGGGCAGCCGUUGUGGCCGCCGUCUAG